ACAAUAUUUCAAUGUAUGUAUUUUUUGAAAUAUCUAAACAAAGCGAAUGACUUUCAAGAUUCUUGCAUCAGUUCAUUGGAGAAAUAUGGUGUUGGUUCUUGUGGUCCACGUGGUUUUUAUGGAACAAUUGAUGUCCAUCUUGACUGUGAGUCAAAGAUAGCUAAAUUUUUGGGGACUCCAGACUCCAUUCUUUAUUCAUAUGGGAUUUCUACAAUAUUCAGUGUGAUACCUGCCUUCUAUAAGAAAGGAGAUAUCAUAGUCGCUGAUGAGGGUGUUCACUGGGCAGUGCAAAAUGGUCUCCAUCUAUCAAGAAGCACUGUGGUGUACUUCAAGCACAAUGAUAUGGCUUCACUUGCAAGCACUUUGGAAAAACUUACUCGUGGAAAUAAACGUGCUGAAAAGAUUAGACGCUACAUUGUUGUAGAAUCCAUUUACCAGAAUUCUGGCCAAAUUGCCCCCUUGGAUGAGAUUGUCAGGUUGAAGGAGAAAUAUCGAUUCCAUGUUAUUCUGGAGGAGAGUCAUUCUUUUGGGGUGCUUGGCAAGUCUGGGUGUGGUCUUGCUGAACAUUAUGGAGUUCCUGUGAGUGUUUGGCCUCAGCUUUUCUUAAUGUUUCACCGUAAUGCCCCACCUGUGGUGUCUGACUGGGGUGCGCUGUUACCUAGCUCACAAACGAGGCCUAACUGUUUGGUGAAAUGCUUGGGACAAACUGGCCAGCAAGAAUGGAGUCAUGGAACAUCGGCAGGAGGGUUACGGCAGCGGCAACCGAUGUAUCCCAUGGACAGUCUGGUUUUGACAUGAUGCAAAUCAAUCUGCUGUACACUGUAUUCCGCACUUGCACAGAUUGUUUGGCUAAUUACAAGAUUAUCUCAGUGUUUUGGUUUGGAUUUAGAGUACACUUAUGUAUGAAAUAUUGAUUGGUACUCAUCUAUAUUAUAUUAAUUAUAUUAUUAUUAA
Molecule: messenger RNA, 954 nt
Organism: Zea mays
Lineage: Eukaryota; Viridiplantae; Streptophyta; Magnoliopsida; Poales; Poaceae
Product: long chain base biosynthesis protein 1a
Exons: 4
Coding region: 16-798 (260 amino acids)
Biological process (GO): ceramide biosynthetic process; sphingosine biosynthetic process
Cellular component (GO): endoplasmic reticulum
Molecular function (GO): pyridoxal phosphate binding; serine C-palmitoyltransferase activity
Source: RefSeq, a predicted model, not a curated record